This is a messenger RNA of Manihot esculenta (cassava), 1273 nucleotides long. RefSeq names its product protein unc-50 homolog. Gene Ontology annotation, cellular component: Golgi membrane. The coding region runs from base 196 to 954 and encodes 252 amino acids. The transcript is spliced from 10 exons. Lineage: Eukaryota; Viridiplantae; Streptophyta; Magnoliopsida; Malpighiales; Euphorbiaceae. The record is from RefSeq and is a predicted model, not a curated record.
CAAUUGCAUUAUGCCAUUCUGGAGUCUGGGAAGCGAGAGAAAACUGACAACAAGUCGUCGUCGUUUCACAUUCCCUUCUACCGAUCUCAAAGUGAAACCGAAAGCUCUCUCCACAGAUCUUCGUUCUCGAUCAUCUCUCUGCUUUCCUUGAAAUCCAAGGAGAAGAAGAAAGCAUAGCAACGAAAAGGAGGAGAGAUGUUGCCAACGUCGUCGAAACUCCGUUCGUCGUCCUCUACUGCUCGACCUAGUUCCAUGCUCCCUCAGUACCUCCGGCGAAUUGUCAAGUGGCAACAAAUGGAUAUUGAAUAUACUUUCUGGCAAAUGCUUCAUCUUUGCACCUCACCAAAAGUUGUUUAUCAACACACUAAGUAUCACAAACAAACUAAGAAUCAAUGGGCACGAGAUGACCCAGCUUUUGUUGUAAUCUGCAGCCUACUUUUGGCAGUUUCCACUUUGGCUUAUUGUGCUGCGUACGACCACAGCACUGCACAUGCUGCUUUUGUAGUUGUAUCUGUGUUGGUUUUCCAUUUUUUAAUUACUGGAGUAGUUUUGGCUACAUGUUGUUGGUUCCUAACUAAUGCAUACCUUAGGGAGGAGGCUCCAAAUAGUCAUGUGGUUGAGCAACGGGUUGAAUGGCUAUAUGCAUUUGAUGUGCACUGCAAUUCUUUCUUCCCGCUGUUUGUUAAACUUUACGUUAUACAUUAUUUCCUAUCUCCUCUUUUGGUAGCCCAUGGUUUGAUACCUAUAUUGCUGUCAAAUAUGCUUUUCAUGGUGGCAGCCUCCUACUAUCAUUAUCUCAACUUUUUAGGUUACGAUGUGCUACCCUUUUUGGAGAGGACAACGUUUUUCCUUUACCCAAUUGGCAUUGUCAUUGUUCUUUCUCCCAUUUUGAUUUUAAGUGGCUUCAAUCCUUCAAGAUAUUUUAUGAACGUAUACUUCAGUCAAAGGCUGUGAUUUUACCAAGCUCAACACUUCGGAUGGCCCGUAUAAUGAUGUGGGUGAUAGUCCUGAGGCUGCUUCAAUUCUGAGAAGGCGUAAUUCUUUCAUAUACAUUUAAAAGUUAAGGUAGGGUGGGUUGCAGAAUGAAAAAUCUUGGUAGUCCUAUUCCCUUACAAAUGAAAAUCAGAAGCUACUGAAGUAGGGUAGAAGUUUUUUUUGAAUAGUGUCAUUGAUCAAGUGGAUAUGUAACCAGUCAAUUCUGUAUUUGCGUUUCUAUCUGGAAAACUGAAUCUGAUAGAUAAUCCAAUUUAAACAUCCAGAUGUUUGUGCACAA